This is a messenger RNA of Raphanus sativus (radish), 2178 nucleotides long. RefSeq names its product BEL1-like homeodomain protein 3. The coding region runs from base 329 to 1876 and encodes 515 amino acids. Gene Ontology annotation, molecular function: DNA-binding transcription factor activity, RNA polymerase II-specific; RNA polymerase II cis-regulatory region sequence-specific DNA binding. NCBI's taxonomy places the organism in Eukaryota, Viridiplantae, Streptophyta, Magnoliopsida, Brassicales, Brassicaceae. The transcript is spliced from 5 exons. The record is from RefSeq and is a predicted model, not a curated record. Gene Ontology annotation, biological process: regulation of transcription by RNA polymerase II.
GUUAAAGAUUUUUUUUUUUAAUUUAAAAUCGGGUGUUUGUUGUCGAGGUUCCAAUGAUAAGAUGGGUUGGUUCUUGUUCUUUGUGAGUGAUACACACAAAAAAGUAGAGAAUAAUUUUGUUUAUUAUAUAAUUGCAAUAAUUGAUCGUCUCUUGGGAUUGGGUGUCUUCAUCUCUUUUUGUCUUCGACUAUUACGAAGUUCUUCUCUUUUCUUGUGUUCCCUGAUUCAGAGCCACAUCCACAAUCUCUCUCAGGGAAUCUUGUUUUCAGACAAGAGAUCAGUUGGAUGAGAUAAGAGACUCACUGUAAUAGAAAAUAAUAAAAAAUACAUGGCGGUUUAUUACCCAACUAGUGUCGGCAUGCAACCUCUGUACCAAGAAGAAUCCAUCUACCUCAACGAACAACAACAACAAGCUUCUACUUCCUCCGCCGCAUCUUUCUCCGGCGUAGGCGGUCUCCAUAUCCCUAACUCCGGUGGUGCUGUACCAAACGAGAUGGUUUUUAUCCCGCCAACAAGCGAUACAGGCCUCACCGGAAACGUAACGGUUUCAAGCAACGAUCUAAGCUUUCAAGGAGGAGGACUUUCGUUGAGCCUCGGUAACCAGAUCCAAUACCACCAUUACCAGAACCUCUCGAACCAAUUGAAUUACGGUAAUGAUGAGAAUGGGAAGAGCUUGAGUCAUCAUCACCAUCAGUCUGAGCAAACUCCUUCCACUGGUGGUUACAGCAAUGGAGUUGGAUUCUACAACAACUACCGCUACGAGACAUCAGGGUUUGUGAGCAGCGUUCUAAGAUCACGAUACCUUAAACAAACACAACAGUUGCUAGACGAAGUUGUUAGUGUCAGGAAAGAUAUGAAACUGGGUGAUAGUAGUAACAAGAAGACCAAGAACAACAAAGAUUACAAAUGUCAAGACUUUACUAAUGGGUCGAGUGAUAACAACAGAGAAAACGACAAGUUGCAAGAGGAGUUAUCUCCUCAAGAACGUCAAGAUCUUCAGAGCAAGAAGAACAAGCUCUUAACAAUGGCCGAUGAGGUAGAUAAAAGGUAUAACCAAUACUACCACCAAAUGGAGGCUCUAGCGUCAUCUUUCGAGAUAGUAACAGGUCUUGGAGCAGCCAAGCCUUACACAUCAGUGGCUCUAAACAGAAUCUCUCGCCAUUUCCGCUGCUUGCGGGACGCGAUAAAAGAGCAGAUUCAGGUGAUCAGAGGGAAGCUUGGGGAGAAAGAGACGUCUGAAGAACAAGGGGAGAGGAUACCACGUCUUAGGUAUUUAGAUCAGAGGUUGAGACAACAGAGAGCUUUGCAUCAACAGCUUGGAAUGGUUAGACCAUCUUGGAGACCACAAAGAGGCUUACCUGAAAACUCUGUCUCUAUACUCCGCGCUUGGCUCUUUGAGCAUUUUCUUCAUCCAUAUCCUAAGGAAUCAGAGAAGAUCAUGCUUGCUAAGCAGACAGGACUAUCUAAAAACCAGGUUGCGAACUGGUUUAUUAACGCGAGAGUUCGGCUAUGGAAGCCGAUGAUAGAAGAGAUGUAUAAAGAAGAGUUUGGUGAUGCAUCAGAGUUACUCUCUAACUCUAAUCAAGACAAGAACAAAAUGCAGGAAACAUCUCAGCUCAAACACGAAGACUCUUCUUCUUCACAGCAACAACAUUUCAACAACAACAACAUUGCAUAUACUACUACAUCUUCUGCUGAAGAAAACCUUGUCUUCACAGAUCCAAAACCAGGUCGUGCUACUGCUACUGGUGAUUACGACAGCUUGAUGAACUAUCAAGGGUUCGGUGUGGAUGAUUACAAUCGCUACAUUGGCCUUGGAAACCAGCAAGAUGGCAGAUUCUCUAAUCCCCAUCAGUUACACGACUUUGUCGUCUGAAAUAAAGUUCACGAGCUUUUACCAAGCUCAAGAACUGGCAUUUGGGAGCAUGAUUCUUGAAGCGCAAGAAAAGCGCUUUUCACAUUUUUAUAUACAUAGGGGAUAUAAUAUACAACACCAUAUAAAAUCUGUAAUGUUUCAUGGUGGCAUAUAUUUGUCAAAAAACUGUAGGUGUUAGUCCUUUACAUGUGUACAUGAAAUUGAGACUUAUAUACACUUCGGUAAGCAAUUAUUGUAAUGUUUUGUGUUUAAUCUUCAUGGGUGGUAUAAAACAAAUACUUUUGCAAGUGUGAAAACAUAAA